CUAAAUAUUCUUUACAUUGUAGCUCACUCCUAGGGUCUUCCAAAUAGUAAUCUUGCCUUACUUAACAUCCAUCAUGUAAAAUUAAAAAUUCAGAAAAAUUAACUCACUGUUAUUGUUACAUUUGCUCCCCAGGCAAUGGAGAACGUCACUACAGUGAGUGAGUUUCUCUUACUUGGCCUGACCAGUGUUCAGGAUCUGCAGCCUUUCUUCUUUGUGCUUUUCUUAAUCAUUUACUUGAUAAGCUUGGUUGGAAAUGGAGCUAUAUUGGUGAUCAUUAUUUUGGAGCCCAAACUCCACUCCCCCAUGUAUUUUUUCCUGGGAAACCUUUCUUGUCUGGACAUCUGCUAUUCUUCAGUGACACUGCCCAAGCUGCUUCUAACCCUCUUGUCCACUCGCAGGGUCAUAUCUUUCCUAGGCUGCAUCACUCAGCUACACUUCUUCCACUUUCUGGGCUGUUCUGAGGCCAUCUUGCUGGCCAUUAUGGGCUUUGACCGAUUCGUGGCCAUCUGCUACCCACUUCACUAUGCCAUGCUCAUGAACCACCAGGUGUGUGUCCUCUUGGCUGCCGUAGCCUGGCUCACCAGCUUCCUUUAUGCUCUGAUGCAUUCUGUCCUGACUGCACGCCUGAACUUCUGCCACUCUCUGAAACUCCACCACUUCUUCUGUGAUGUGAAGCCUCUCCUGGAACUGGCCUGUGGUGACACGCAGGUCAAUCAAUGGCUUAUUUCCAUCAUCACAGGUGGGAUUUCCAUGGGUGCCUUCUUCCUGACUCUUCUCUCCUACCUCUAUGUCGUUGGUUUCCUUCUGUUUGAGCAUCAGUCCUGCAGCACACUUCACAAGGCUCUGUCCACAUGUGCUUCACACCUCAUGGUGCUGUGUCUUUUCUAUGGGCCUGUGGGCUUCACAUACAUCCGUCCAGCCUCAGCCACUUCCAUGGUUCAGGAUCGGAUGGUGGCUGUUAUAUACAGCGCAGUCACCCCAGUGCUGAACCCACUGAUAUACACUCUUAGGAAUAAGGAAGUGUGGUUGGCUCUGAAGAAGAUCUUCAGGAGGAAGUUUUGUUGAAAGACUGCCAGGAGCACCUCUGGGACUAACAGGGCGGACGUCUGAUGUCCAUUAAGAGUCAUCCCUUCGUUGUGGUGAAUGGUCUACUUGAUUUGUUUUUCUCUCAGGGAUUUGUAGCACUUGUCACUGUGUUCUGCACUUAUUUAUGUAUAAUCAUUCUUGGUUCAGUAUUUAUUCACUGAUUUACUUAAGAAAUGGUCAUUGAGCGUAUGUUGUAUCAGACAAUGUAGUAGGGGCAGAAAACACAGGAGUGAGAAAAACUCCACAGUCUUGUGAAAAUCAGUUUAGUGUAAUGGGGACCACCCAACAAGCAAACCCGUAAGUAAACACGUAAGGAUAAUAGUAUGGGAUUGAGAACUAAAAGGAGGUAGGAAGGAUGAGGAGCAAAUGGGAUGGGCACAUAUGAUAUAAUAAAGAAUUUAUGUGCUCUCUGUCCUGAGUUUCUGAAAUAGAGCUUCUAAAACCCUCAGAAUUCUCCAAGUGACACAGUGUCUUUGUUAUUCAUAAACCACUUGGAUCACACCUGGGCUUAUGCUCAUAAGAUGACCUUAUAUGGGCCCCAAGACAGCUUCAGGAUGGGGCUGGUCCUGCCAGAAACACCAACCAUAUGGCUAGAGGUUUGCAGCUUUGAGUCAUGGUGAUACAAACCUGACUUCCAGAGAAGAAGGAGGCUGGAGGCUGAGCUCAGCUACGUGGCCAGUGGUUCUGUCAGUCACACCUGUAUAACAGAACCUUAAUAAAAAGGAUACCAUGGCCAAGAAACCUUCUUUGGUUGGCACUGUACACUUUGAACAUUGUGAUGGUUAUUUUUAUGUGUCAACCUGACUGGGCUAAGGGAUGCCCAGAGAGCUGGUAGAAUGUUAUUUCUGGGUGUGUCUGUGUGAGGGUGCUUCUGAAAGAGAUAAGUGUCAGACCUGGUAAACUGAGAAGCUGAGCCAAGAAGGUCCCCCCCCUCCAUGAAUGCAGAUGGGCAUCAUACAAUCCACUGAGGUCCUGAUUAGACUGAAAAGAUGGAAGAAGGGUGUAUGUUGAUAUUGACCUAUUAUAACUAACCAAUUCUUAGUGGGUAGAAACACCACAUUUCCUUAGAUAUGUAAUUAACAGAGUAUCCAUCAGACAAGAUGCUAUACCAGGCAGCAAGGUUGAAAUGAAAAUUAAGGGCAUCUGACUUGUGUGGGUUGAUGGUAAUGGAAAAUGGAUCAUAGGAUCUCCAGUUCUCUGAGUUCUUUAUCCAUGUUGGAUAUUAACAGCUUAUCAGAAAUGUACAGAGCAGUAGCAGAUGGCAGUGCAGCUCCAAUGAUGGAUGGGCCAAAGGGGGGACACAGGACAGAUUCUUGGGGGUUCUUCUUUUUUCCCCAAGUGGUGAAAUGUCUCUGAGGUGAUCCUUCUUAGCGUCAAGCUGCUCUGGAUGUGUAAUGGGAUGAGGCAGGUAAAAUUAUUCCUAUGCUUUCCUAUAUAGUUUGCUCAGUUAAGUUUUGGGGUAGUCAAAAUUUACAUGUUUGUGCUCCUAAGCCCCAUGUUGUCCAAGGUCAGCUGUAAAUGACAGACGCUAACAAGAGAACAUAAAAGUCAUCAAAACAACUUUGGGUUUUGAAAAUGUAACCAAAAGUUGACAAUCCUUUACCUAGAUAAACCAAGAAAGAGAAGAUUCAAAUAAAUACAAGUAUAAAUUAAAGGGGAGACAAGCUCGAUACCACAAAAAUACACAGAGACUUAUGAACAGUUGUUCACUUUGGAUAGCUUAGAAAAAAAUGAAAAAAUUCCUAAAAACACACCCUAAUCUGAACAGAUCAAUGAUGAGUAAGGUGAUUACAGCAGGGUUAAAACCCUCCCCCAAAAGAUCAAUCAGCUCUACAGAUUUCUGUCAAACACUUAAAUAAGAAUUAAGUCAUUCCUCCUCAAAUUAUUCUAAGAGAAGGGAACACUUCAAAACUCAUUUCACGGGCAAGCAUUAACCUCAACCAAAGCCAAACAAGUUACAGGCCAAUAUCCCUGAUAAAUACAGGGAUUUCCUCAGUAAAAUACUAGAAAAUGGGAUUCAACAACAUUUGUAAAGGAUCAUACAGCAUUAUUAAAUGGGAUCAAUCCCUGGACUGAAAGGGUGGUUCAAAAUACACAAAUCAGUAAAUGUGAUGCACCACAUUAACAGAAUGAAGGUUUAAAACUGUAUGUUCAUCUCAGUGAAUAAAGAAAAUGCAUUCAACAAAAUAUAAUAUCCUCAGAUCAGACUAGGAUUUCAAUAUUCAGGUGAAUACCUGAUAGUGUAUUACUGGAAAGUGAUGUCAUCAUACUGUCCACUAACAAAAAGAAAUCAGGGAUAAGUAGAUGUAUGAGUAGAUAAGAAAAAAUGAAAACAAUCAGCAUGAAAAUGGACAACAGAAACCUAACCUCAGUUAUUAGUAUUUAUUGAACAACUGGCCACAGACUAUUGUCACACUGCUUGGUGAGACACAAGACUGAAAGCAUUACUCAGAGUCGAGAUGGUUUGAAAUGAUGAGAGGCUGGAGGGACUGCACCAAGAAAAAAUUCCUUAAGCAAGAGAGGGCUGGGUAGCUCUCUUGUAUUUAUUAGGGAGUGAACAAUAGUAUGUGGAAAUGAAAGGAGAAACAUAAGUUAAUAAAUCAUGUGAGACAUACCAUGACUUAACUAUGUGAGUGUCUAUGCAUAUACAUUGGCAAACUCACGAAGAAUGCACGGGGCAAAGUAAGGGGUAAAGGUGGACUCAACCUUCCUUAGUAACCUGAGCAUUUUAUCCUGGAAAGAAAAACCCUUCUGCUUCUUCCAGCACGUCUUGUGUUCCCUUGGUUGAGCAGGUACUGUGUUCAGCACGUGCUGCAUUCAGCACGCACUGCUCUUGCCCUACUUUAUCUCUCCUGUCCUCUGUACUCCCACAGACUAUAUGAAAAACAUACAAUGUUCAUGGAGAACAUUUCCAGAAUUUAGUAAUUCAGGGAAUUAGAAACCAUAAAAAAUAAAAUUUCAGAUUUGGAAAACAAACAAAUAACCACAACGACAAGAAACACUAGAAAUUCCAGAAUGGAAAAUUUUAAGAACUCAAAUUAGGAGCUGAGCAGAUGGAUUUAAUAGCAGAUUAGACAUAGCUGCAGCAAAACUCAAGGAACUGGAUGUCACCGAGAACAAAGCACAAAGAAUGUACUGCACACGGAACAAAGAACAUGCCUUAAGCAAAAUUUGAAGAUGGUGGUUAAAAAUAUGCCAAACUGGGGGUACCUGGGUGGCUCAGUUUGUUAAGUGUCCAACUUCUGCUCAGAUCAUGAUCUCAUAGUUUUUGUGAGUUCAAGCCCCGUGCCAGACUCAUGUUGACAGCUCAGAGUCUGGAUCCUGCUUUGGAUUCUGUGUCUCUCUCUCUCUCUCUCUUCCCCUCCCCUGCUCGCUCUCUCUCUCUCUCUCUCUCUCUCUCUCUCUCUCUCUGUCUCAAAAAUAAAUAAACUUAAAAAUAUUCCAAACUUGAAAACAUUAAUCCCUUCUUAAAAAGCCCAAGUAAACCCAGGCAUGACAAAUAAUAAAUUCUAUACACAAACAUAUUAUCUUGAGAUUGAAGAAGAGUGUGGCAAAAGAAAACUUAAAAACAAGAACAAUAACCUGCAAAAGAACCAUAGGAAGAUUGAAAGAUGAUUUUUUCAACAGUAACAACAGACUAGAUUAUCUUUAAGAGAGGAAAAUAAUACCUUCAGUGGGUGAAAAAAAAGAACUAGAAUCCUAGAAUUUUCUACAUAAUGCAGUAUUCUCAAAAAUGAAAGUUAAAUAAAGACAAUUUCAGAUAAAUACAAGUUGACAUCUCACUAGUAGCAAACAGGGCAGAAAAUGAUCACAAGUGGAUGGUUUCUAAGUAGGAUGAGAGAAUCAAGAAUUUAAAUAUAUUGGUAAAUCUAAAUGAAUAUGUACUGCAUAAAAUAAUAAAGGUAAUAUGCUGUGAAGGUUCAAUUACUUAUAGAAUUAAUAUCCGUUACAGCAAUAGCCUUCUCCAGUUGGGAGAAGGUAAGUGGAAUUAGAAGGUCCCAAAGUAUUGUGCUGGAGGGGGGUAAAAUACCAACUAACAACUGAGUUUUAUCAACCAAGGAUGCGAUUUUUUGUUUAAGGCAUAACCACCAAUGACCAGGUAAAGAAUGUAUAGCUUCUAAAUUGAUAAAGGUUGUAAAUAAUUCAAAGUCUAUAAAAAGAGAGGAACAAAGGAAAGAAAAGGACAUAGGACAAGGGACAGAAAGAAAAUACAAAAUGAGAUAGUAGAUUUAAACUCCUAAAUACCAGUUCUUACUUUAAACUUAAAUGGAUGACGUACUUCAGUUACAAGGCCAGAGUGUCAGGCUGGUAGGAAAAAAUCCCUGACAAGUUGAUGUUGCUUACAAGAGCUACAUCAUCCCAAACAGAAAGGUGCAGAAAAGCUAAAUGUAAAAGAAAAUGAAAGUUAUAUCAUGCAAAUAUUAACAAAAGGAAAGGUUGUAUAUCUAUAUUUAUAGCAGAACACAAUUUUUAGGAAAAUGGUAUUAUCAGAAUGUGAUGGUUAUUUUUAUGUGUCAACUUGACUGGGCCAUGGUUUUCUCAGAUAGCUGGCAAAAUAUCCAAAUAUGCUGGAUGUUUCUAUGAAGGUGUUUUUGUAUGAGAUUCACAUUUAAAUUGGUAGACUUGUAAAGUAGACUGACAUCUGUAAUGUGGGUGGGCCUCAUGUAACCAGCUGAAGGUCUGAAAAGAACAAAAGGCUGACUCUUCCUAAGCAAUAGACUUCUCCUGCUUGAGAACCACUGAAUGGGGUUAUCAGUGCAAACUGCUGGCUGUCAGACUUGAACUGGGUGCAGGUUGUGGACUCGAUGGCCUCCAUAAUGACGCUGGCCAAUUCCUUAUGAAAAAUUUCUUGAUGGAUAGAUAGAUAGAUGAUAGUUAUAGAGGUGAUAGAUUAUCAAUAGAUAGAUGAUAGAUAGGUGAUAGAUUAUCAAUAGAUAGAUGAUAGAUAGAUGGGUAGAUAGGUGACAGGAUAGAUAGAUGAUAGAGACAUAUAAAAUAAUAACACACACACACACACACACACACACACACACACACACACACUCUGUUCUGAUUCUCUGGAUAACCUUGAUUCAUGCCCAGGGAUAAAGAGGAUCACUAAAAAUCAAUGUGUAUUAAUUCAUCUGUAAAAUGAAACAAUUCUAAAGUUGUAUGCUCCUGUUUUUAAGUGGCUUCAAAAUAUAUAAACAAUCUACAACACCAAUAUCGAAUAUACAUAGAUUUACAAUUACAUGGUGAAAAUGUUACAUUUCACUCAGUAACUGUUAAGACAAGCAGACUAAAACGAGUAAAGAUUAAAAUUUGAACUAUAAUUACAGAUGAGUUCAUCAUGAUCAUCAUAGGACAUUAAAUUCAAUGUUUCAGAGUAUGUGUUUUUCAAAAGGCACGUGGAAUAUUUGUAAAAAUUGACUAUACAUUAGACCAUUAAAAGUUUUAACAAACUCAGAGAAUUGAAGGCAUUCAAUAUGUUAAGUUAGUCAUCAACAACAAAAAUAAAAUAUUUAUUUAGGAAUUAAGGGCUACAUUUCUAAACAAUGCAUGGGUUAAUAUAAUAUUGCAUUGGAAAUUAGGAAACAUUUUGGAAUGAGAGAUAAAUGACAUUUCAAGUUACUGGAUUCUGUUAUGGGUGUGCUCAUGAGGAAUUUAUAGCUUUACAUACAUAUAUUAGAAUUGAGGAAAAACCAAAAAUGUAUGAUGUAAAUAUCCAUCUCAAUGUGUUAGACAGGAAGAGGAAAUCAAACCUAAAGAAGGUAGAAAA
This is a messenger RNA of Panthera uncia (snow leopard), 6844 nucleotides long. RefSeq names its product olfactory receptor 12D3-like. Gene Ontology annotation, cellular component: membrane. The coding region runs from base 136 to 1065 and encodes 309 amino acids. Lineage: Eukaryota; Metazoa; Chordata; Mammalia; Carnivora; Felidae. Gene Ontology annotation, molecular function: G protein-coupled receptor activity; olfactory receptor activity. The record is from RefSeq and is a predicted model, not a curated record. Gene Ontology annotation, biological process: G protein-coupled receptor signaling pathway. The transcript has a single exon.